This is a messenger RNA of Cannabis sativa, 1395 nucleotides long. Its product is annotated as jasmonate-induced oxygenase 4. Bases 182 to 1237 code for a protein of 351 amino acids. The record is from RefSeq and is a predicted model, not a curated record. Lineage: Eukaryota; Viridiplantae; Streptophyta; Magnoliopsida; Rosales; Cannabaceae. The transcript is spliced from 2 exons.
CUAAAUUAUACAUCCGAGUCCCAUUUUUACACUUUUCUUAAAUUUUUCUCAUUUUUUUUGAGAGGUAGGAGGUGUUUACCUCCUCUUCUCUUGUGUUGUGAGUGCUCUAACUUGGUCAAAGAGAUUCAAAUCCGUUCUUCUUUCAUCGUCUCUCUGAAAACCAUCGAUUCUGACCAAUACAAUGGAAGUCGGCGGCGAGCCCAUUAGAGUUCAGAGCCUUGCCCAAGCCGGUCUAACCCAAGUUCCUCUCCAAUACGUUCAACCACCACAGCACCGACCUAUACAUUCAUCUUCAUCUCCGCCGAUCACAAUUCCAGUUAUCGACUUAUUCGGCUCGGACCCGGCCCAAAGAGACUUGGUCCGGGCCGCUAUUGGGCGGGCCUGCAACGACUGGGGAGCCUUCCACGUCAUCGGCCAUGGAAUCUCUACCGAUUUGCUCCGGCGCGUGAAGCGCGUCGGACUCACCUUCUUCAACGACUGCCCCGUUGCCGAUAAGGUCCGGUACGCGUGCGAUCCAACCUCCUCGGCCACGGAGGGGUAUGGAAGCCGAAUGUUGGAGCGAGACGACACCGUUUUGGACUGGAGGGACUACUUUGAUCACCACACACUUCCCCUAUCUCGACGGAACCCUUCCCGUUGGCCUCACUUUCCAGCCGAUUACCGCUCGACGAUGGCAGAGUACAGCGAUCGAACGGGGUCAUUGGCGAGCGAGCUGCUUGAGUUGAUUUCGGAGAGUCUAGGACUUCCGUCGAGGUGUAUUGAAGACGCAGUGGGAGAAUUCUACCAGAAUAUUACGAUUAGUUAUUACCCGCCGUGUCCUCAGCCGGAGCUGACUUUGGGUUUGCAAGAGCAUUCAGAUAUGGGGGCGAUUACUUUGCUGGUUCAAGAUGAGGUUGGUGGGCUUGAGGUUCUAAAAGAUGGACAAUGGGUUAAGGUGCAGCCUUUGGAUGAUGAUGCCAUUCUCGUUCUUUUGGCUGACCAAACUGAGAUAAUCACCAAUGGAAAGUACAAAAGUGCUCAACAUAGGGCCAUUACAAAUGCCCAUCGAGCACGACUGUCAGUUGCUACAUUCCAUGAUCCAGCCAAAGCAGUAAAGAUAUCCCCUGCUUCUCAACUUCUCAGCAAGUCUUCUCCACCUAGGUUUCGGGGUGUUGUUUAUGGCGAUUAUGUGUCGUCAUGGUAUACAAAGGGCCCUGAAGGAAAACGAAACAUUGAUGCUCUUCUUCUUGAAUCUUGAUUUUUGGAUUUGAAGUAGCCUCAAUCCCUUCUUUUGCCCCUUACUUUUUAGUCCUUAUACUACAUUCUGUGUAUGAUGAAAACUAGAAAAUGAAAUAAAAGUUUCUCCCAUGUUCAUAAUCAUCAUUUUGCAAUAAAAUAUGUCUUCUUGUUAUCCUA